Molecule: messenger RNA, 3001 nt
Organism: Gossypium raimondii (Peruvian cotton)
Lineage: Eukaryota; Viridiplantae; Streptophyta; Magnoliopsida; Malvales; Malvaceae
Product: molybdenum cofactor sulfurase
Exons: 21
Coding region: 123-2669 (848 amino acids)
Biological process (GO): Mo-molybdopterin cofactor biosynthetic process
Molecular function (GO): pyridoxal phosphate binding; molybdenum cofactor sulfurtransferase activity; molybdenum ion binding
Source: RefSeq, a predicted model, not a curated record
CGUCCCGAACUAGUUCCUCGGGAAGAAGCUAGAGGACAAGUACCCUCAGCUCAUUCCGAUCUAUCUGCUGGUCAACAUUAUUGUUUUUAUCACCAUAUCCCAACCCUGAAAGUUCUCUGCAAAUGGACGGCCAGGAAGAGUUUCUCAAGGAAUUCGGUGACUUUUACGGCUACCCCAACGCCCCUAAGUCCAUCGACGAAAUUCGUUCCACCGAGUUCAAGCGAUUAGAAGAUACUGUGUAUUUGGAUCAUGCUGGAGCAACCCUUUACUCCGAGUUGCAGAUGGAAGCUAUCUUUAAAGAUCUUACGACUACUGUUUAUGGAAAUCCUCAUAGCCAAAGUGAUUCUAGUUCAGCCACUAGUGACAUUGUAAGGGAAGCACGCAGACAGGUCCUCGAUUACUGCAAUGCUUCUCAAAAGGAUUAUAAAUGUAUAUUCACUUCUGGGGCAACAGCUGCAUUGAAACUCAUAGGGGAGAACUUUCCCUGGAGCUGUAAGAGCACCUUUAUGUACACAAUGGAAAAUCAUAAUAGCGUACUUGGUCUUAGAGAAUAUGCUCUCAAUGAAGGAGCUGCAGCCUUUGCAGUUGAUAUAAAUGAGGCUGUGGAUCAGGAUGGAGCAUCUAGAAGCUCUCUGACUUCAUUUAAGGUGUUACAGCAUCCAGUGCAGAUAAGAAAUGAAGCAAAAAUUUUGGAAGGGGAGCUUACAGGCGAUGCUUACAAUUUAUUUGCCUUCCCCUCAGAGUGCAAUUUCUCUGGAAUGAGAUUUAGCCUUGAUUUGGUGAAUAAUGUUAAGCAAAAUGCAGAAAAAAUUUUGGAAGGCUCUCCAUGUUCAAAGGGACAUUGGAUGGUCUUAAUCGAUGCUGCAAAGGGCUUUGCAACACAACCUCCCGAUUUGUCACUUUAUCCUGCAGAUUUUGUUGUAAUCUCUUUUUAUAAGUUGUUUGGCUAUCCAACUGGACUUGGUGCUCUCAUAAUUCGAAAUGAUGCUGCUAAGUUAUUGAAGAAGACCUAUUUCAGUGGAGGUUUGUACUUAGAAGUCUUAUUGAUGGAUAUAUUUAAUGUAGUUGUUUUAUUAACUAUAAGUUUUACAGGCACUGUUGCUGCUUCAAUUGCUGACAUUGACUUUGUUAGAAGAAGAGAAGGUGUUGAGGAGCAGUUUGAGGAUGGCACCAUUUCAUUUCUUAGCAUAGCAUCUAUUCGUCAUGGAUUUAAGAUAUUCAAUACCCUCACUACAUCUGCAAUGUGCUGGCAUACUAUGUCACUUACCAAGUUUUUGAAGAGGAAGCUCCUAGCUUUGCGACAUGAAAAUGGAGAAAGUGUCUGCACUCUUUAUGGCAAUUGUCCUCUGAAGGUUUCUAGGCAUGACUGUGGCUCUAUUGUCUCGUUUAACCUGAAAAGGCCAGAUGGCUCUUGGUUUGGACAUCGGGAGGUGGAAAAAUUGGCAUCCUUAUAUGGAAUUCAGUUACGGACAGGAUGCUUUUGCAAUCCUGGUGCUUGUGCAAAAUAUCUUGGCUUAUCUCACUCAGAUCUUCUUUCUAACUUAGAGGCUGGGCAUGUUUGCUGGGAUGACAAUGAUGUAAUAAAUGGAAAACCAACUGGAGCGGUUAGAGUAUCUUUUGGUUACAUGUCAACUUAUGAAGAUGCUAAGAAAUUUAUUGAUUUUAUAAGAAGUUCCUUCAUAUCCAUGCCAAGUGAGUUUGAGAAACGGUACUUGCUGAGAUCAAAGUCAAUUCCAUGUCCAACUGAAGGCUUUGAAGAUCGACUACCAAGUUCUGCUUGCCACCUUAAGUCUAUAACCAUCUAUCCAAUAAAAUCAUGCGCAGGGUUCAGUGUGAAUAGUUGGCCUCUGAGCAAUACUGGUUUGCAGUAUGAUCGAGAAUGGCUUCUUAAAAGCUUGACCGGUGAAAUUCUUACACAAAAGAAGGUUCCUGAAAUGUUCCUCAUUAAAACCUUCAUUAACCUCAAUCAGCAGAUAUUGUCUGUAGAGUCACCCUAUUGCAAAAGGAAAUUGCAGAUCAAGCUAGACUCCGAUUCAUAUCUUCCUGGGAGAGAAGAGUUUUAUUUACAGAACCAAAGAUAUGAAGUCCAAUGUUAUGAAAAUGAAAUCAACCAAUGGUUCAGUGAUGCUGUUGGUCAACCUUGUACUUUAGUGCGCUGUUGCCAGUCCGAGUAUUGCUUCUCUUUGAACAAGAACAGAAGUAUGGGUAUGUGCAGAGAUGUGAACGGUAAGUUGAAUUUCGCAAAUGAAGCUCAGUUCCUACUGAUUUCCGAGGAGAGCGUGUCCGACCUCAACAACAGACUAUGCUCAAAAACUCAAAAACUCUCUUGUGGUGCCCCACCUAACGUCAACCCGAUGAGAUUUCGGCCCAAUCUUGUCAUAUCUGGAGGUGAACCAUAUGCUGAAGAUGGAUGGAGAAAUCUUAGAAUUGGGAACACAUAUUUUAGUUCAUUAGGUGGUUGCAACCGUUGCCAGAUGAUCAAUUUUUAUCAGCAAACAGGACAAGUUAAGAAGACAAAUGAACCUUUGGCAACUCUAGCAUCAUACAGGAGAGUAAAGGGGAAGAUUUUGUUUGGGAUAUUGCUGAGGUACGAUCCUGGUAAUAAGGCUAGGUUGGAUACAAAUUCAUGGCUUAAGGUAGGAGAUGAAGUUCAUUCAAAUUCGGAAUAACAGGUGUUAAAACAAAAACAAGAACAUAAUAGAAGCACGUAUAGGGAAUAUUGCAUACUCCGAAUACGGUGGCAUACAUAUUCCUACAUAACACGACCACGGGCCAGACAGGAUGAAAACAAUUUUUUGUUAUUCCAUUCCUAGCAAAGAAAUAAAUGUCAAAUGACGAAUGGUAUACAGAUAUCUUGAUUACAAUAUUGAAACAAAGGCUGUUGCUUUAUUUGAUGCAAGUCGUCUGAAAUACUUAAUGUUCCAGCCAACUCUGGAGUACGUUGCUGUUCAAAGUGUAUUAUAUAUAAAAAUAAUAUUACAUUGAUUUACAUGUAGCAAAA